Messenger RNA from Cyclopterus lumpus (lumpfish), 2374 nucleotides. It is a transcript of the gene dnai1.2, whose product is annotated as dynein, axonemal, intermediate chain 1, paralog 2. The transcript has 20 exons. Gene Ontology annotation, biological process: outer dynein arm assembly; cilium movement. Gene Ontology annotation, molecular function: dynein heavy chain binding; dynein light chain binding. Gene Ontology annotation, cellular component: outer dynein arm. Lineage: Eukaryota; Metazoa; Chordata; Actinopteri; Perciformes; Cyclopteridae. The coding region runs from base 100 to 2196 and encodes 698 amino acids. The record is from RefSeq and is a predicted model, not a curated record.
GUCUUGGCAACAUAUACACACCAACUGGCAGCUAGCUUCCGGUUGCUCUGCCCACGUCACUAUUAGCUUUCUUUGACUUCGUGUUUUUGUACUUUCACAAUGCCGAACAAUAUCGCCGCGACGUCAGGCAGAAAGGCCUCCGUGGCCCCGAAGGCCGCGCCACCCGGGGGGAAGACCACCAAGGCGGCGAGUAAGAACAAGGAUGAGGAGGAGGGAGUGGAUACCGGCGAUGGGUGCGAUGAGUGGUCCUCUGGGAAAGCACUUGUCAAGCCCUCAGAUCAGCUGGAGCUCACCGAGGCUGAGCUGAAAGAGGAAGUCACAAGGAUCCUAACUGCAAACAACCCCCACGCUCCCCAAAACAUUGUCCGCUACAGCUUCAAGGAGCGGUCCUACAUGACUACCAGCGUUGUGGAUCAGAUGUCGGUUCACUUUGUGUUGGAGGGCAGCCUCCUGCACCAGGACUCUGAUGAGGCUCGUAGGCUGAGAGCCGAGGGGGAUCUCCAGAAGGGGACAUCAACAGUGGACACCGGAGCAGAACCGGAUUACGGGAAACCGCAAACCCCGGCCACACCUGCAGAGGGAGGAGGGGAAGUGGAUGAAGAGGACAGGCCGGACAGCGUGGCCUCCAAAGCGGACAUGAAGGAGGCCAACGUCACCAACCAGUUCAACUUCAGCGAGAGGGCCUCGCAGACCCUCAACAACCCCCUCAGGCAAAGAAGCUGCCAGACUGAACCUCCUCCACGCAGCACCUUCGGGGCCACUGCCAACCAGUGGGAGAUCUACGACGCCUAUGCAGAGGAGCUGCAGAAACAAGAGAGAAAUAAAGAAAAGCAGAAAGCUGCAACUUCGAAGAAAGAAAAUGAGAAAAGCAAGAAGAAAACCCUGCUGAUGGAAACUCAGUUUCAGAACGAUGACCUCACCAAAAUGGGAGAGGUGGCCAAGAUCCUUGAACGAAUGGUCACUCAGAAUAUCUUUGAUGACAUAGCAAAAGAUUUCAAAUACUUUGAGGAUGCAUCUGAUGAGUUCAGGGACCAGAAGGGCACUCUCCUGCCCUUGUGGAAGUUUCAGUACGACCAAGCCAAAGGACUGUCUGUCACUGCCCUCUGCUGGAACAAGAAAUACCAGGACCUCUUUGCUGUGGGAAUGGGGUCGUACGACUUCCGCCAGCAGGGCCGCGGCAUGCUGGUGUUCUACUCAUUGAAGAACUCGGCCUUCCCAGAGUACAUCUACCCCACAGACUCGGGCGUCCUGUGCCUUCACAUCCACGAGCAGCACUCCUACUUGGUGGCGGUGGGCUUCUACGACGGCUGCGUGGCGGUCUACAACUUGAAGAACGAGGGACUGGAGCCGAUGUAUGAAAGCACAGCUAAGACCGGCAAACACACGGACCCAGUCUGGCAGGUGUGCUGGCAGAACGAUGACAUGGACAAUAACCACAAUUUCUAUUCUGUGUCAUCUGAUGGCCGAGUUGUGUCCUGGACACUCGUCAAGAACGAGCUGGUCUUCACAGACAUCAUCACACUGUCGCUACAAGGUGGCUUCUCCGAGGGGCCAGAAGCUGCUCAGCCGCUUGGAAUCGCCUGUGGGACGUCGUUCGAUUUCCACAAACACAUCGACUAUCUCUUCCUUGUUGGUACGGAGGAGGGGAAGAUGCACAAGUGCUCCAAAACCUACUCCAGCCAGUUCUUGGAGACAUAUGAUGCCCACAGCAUGGCAGUGGAUGCUAUCAAGUGGAACCACUUCCACCCCAAGGUGUUCAUCUCUUGCAGUUCAGACUGGACCGUCAAGAUCUGGGACCAUACCAUCAACACGCCCAUGUUCACCUUUGACCUGAAUGCAGCGGUCGGGGAUGUGGCCUGGUCUCCGUACUCCUCCACCGUGUUCGCUGCCGUCACAACGGAUGGAACAGUUCAUGUCUUUGACCUCAACGUCAACAAAUAUGAGGCCAUCUGCCAGCAGCCGGUGGUGGCCAAGAAGAAGACCAAGCUGACCCACGUUGAGUUCAAUCCCAUCCACCCCAUCCUAAUCGUGGGUGACGAUCGAGGUUCUGUCAGGAGCUUCAAGCUCUCCCCGAACCUGCGCAAGAAGCCCAAGGUCAAGAAGGGUCAGGAGCAGCCGAAGAAUCCAGAAGUGGAAGUAGCCAAGAUGGAGAAGCUCCUGAGUCUGCUGAGGGAACCCGAGCUGGGCCCAGCUUAGCUUAGCGGGGCCCCCAAGGCCUCUGAGGCCCUCAACACAGCAACAUGGAACAAUCUUCCUUCUCCUCCAUUGAAAACAACAACAUGUCUUCUGCUCAGUGUAACAGUAAACAACAUCAACUUAAAAGAAAAAAUGUGUCUAUAUCUUUAUUAAAAUCUUUUUUUGUCUGAUCACUCUC